CUCCUGGCAUUCGCAGACACGCGAGAGCUGCAGCUCCUGCACUUCGGGCUCUUCCUGGGCAUCUACCUGGCUGCCCUCCUGGGUAAUGGCCUCAUCCUCACUGCCGUAGCCUGCAACCACCGCCUCCACACCCCCAUGUACUUCUUCCUUCUCAACCUCGCCCUCCUUGACCUGGGCUUCAUCUCUACCACUAUCCCCAAAGCCAUGGCCAAUUUCCUCUGGGACACCAGAGCCAUUUCCUAUGCAGGAUGUGCUGCACAAAUCUUUUUGUUAGUCUUUUUGUUUUCAGCAGAGUUUUCCCUUCUCACCAUCAUGGCCUAUGACCGCUACAUUGCCAUCUGCCAGCCCCUGCACUAUGGGACCCUCCUGGGCAGCAGAGCUUGUGCCCAGAUGGCAGCAGCUGCCUGGGGCAGUGGCUUUCUCCAUGCCCUGCUGCACACUGCCAAUAUAUUUUCACUGCCUCUCUGCCAUGGCAAUGCUGUGGACCAGUUCUUCUGUGAAAUCCCCCAGAUCCUCAAGCUCUCCUGCUCAGAAUCCUACCUAUGGGAAAUUCGAAUUACUAUGGCUAGUGCUUUUCUAUUGUGUGGGUGUUUUGUUUUCAUUUUACUGUCCUACAUGCAGAUCUUCAGGGCUGUGCUGAGGAUCCCCUCACAGCAGGGCCGUCACAAAGCCUUUUCCACGUGUCUCCCUCACCUGGCUGUUGUCUCCCUGUUUCUCAGCACUGUUUUGUUUGCCCACCUGAAGCCCCCCUCCCUCUCCUCCCCUUCCCUGGACCUGGUCGUGGCAGCUCUCUACUCAAUGGUGCCUCCAGCAGUGAACCCCCUUAUCUACAGCAUGAGGAACUGGGAUCUCAAGGACACUGUGCAGAAAUUGAUGACUGGCUGUAUUUCGUAAGCAAUGAACUGACAGCCUAUUUCUGCAAAUCACUCUUAAAAAUACUGAUGACAAGCAAAGUUUUUCUUAUGUUUUUGUGCUGAUUAUUUUUUU
This is a messenger RNA of Oxyura jamaicensis (ruddy duck), 987 nucleotides long. Its product is annotated as olfactory receptor 14C36-like. The transcript has a single exon. Gene Ontology annotation, cellular component: membrane. Gene Ontology annotation, biological process: G protein-coupled receptor signaling pathway. The annotation marks the transcript as partial. The record is from RefSeq and is a predicted model, not a curated record. NCBI's taxonomy places the organism in Eukaryota, Metazoa, Chordata, Aves, Anseriformes, Anatidae. Gene Ontology annotation, molecular function: olfactory receptor activity; G protein-coupled receptor activity.